Molecule: messenger RNA, 2616 nt
Organism: Penicillium salamii
Lineage: Eukaryota; Fungi; Ascomycota; Eurotiomycetes; Eurotiales; Aspergillaceae
Source: the annotation of a GenBank genome assembly
AUGAGCUCUUCUGAGGACGAUGUGCCUCUCGCGCGCACCAAUGGACGUGGUAAAUCUUCGCCCAAGCUCACUGAUACCGAAAUGGCCAAUUCAAGCCCUACUGGCGCGAAUGGUCAUGUUGACCCCGGUGUCUCUAUCCGAUUUGGUGCCGUCGAAGACAAGGAUGUGAAGAUGGAGGACGCGGGAGAUGAUGCGCUUUCCGCUGGUAAGCGCAAAUCUCGGGCUAGUAUCGGGGGUCAGAAGUCAUAUGCAGAGGCGGAGAGCAGCGAGGAAGAUGAACCCUUGAGCAAGCGGCGACGUACUUCGGUUAAGCACGAAGACCCGGAAACCGAUGAUGAUGUGCCUCUGGCACGCAAUGGUCGAAAGCUUCCCAAGGCCUCCGAGACCGCCAUUGGAGAAGAUUCUGAUUCCGACGUUCCCAUUGAGCGAAAGCUCACGGCGCAGAAGUUGAAAAUCGAACAGACUGCCGAAAAGGAAGCUCGCAAGCCAGCUGUCAAAAAGGAAACCAAGCCUGCACCAGCCAAGAAAGCAGCCAACGGCGUCAAGAAAGAGCCUGCUAGUAGUGCGGCUUCCAAGAAGGUGAAGGCUGAGCCUGCCUCCGCGAAGAAGGGCAAGGCUAAGCCGGUCAAGGCCGAAAGCCAAGAUGCCGAAGACAAAGACGAGGAAGACGAAUAUCGCUGGUGGGAAGACGCCAGCAAGGGCGACGGCACCAUCAAAUGGACGACAUUGGAGCACGCUGGUGUUGUCUUCCCUCCCGAAUACGAAUUGUUACCGAAGAAUGUCAAGUUGAAGUACGACGGCAUCCCCGUCAGCCUUGAGCCUGAAGCCGAGGAGGUCGCCAGCUUUUUCGGAACCAUGCUCAACUCGGCCCACAACGUAGAAAACCCAGUUUUUCAAAAGAACUUCUUCGGUGACUUCAAGGACAUCAUCAAGAAAACUGGUGGAGCUAAGGACUCCAAGGGCAACAAGAUCGACAUCAAGGAGUUCGCGAAAUGCGAUUUCCAAGCCAUUUUCGACUUCUAUGAAGGUCAGCGCGCAGAGAAGCGAAACCUGACGCCUGCAGAAAAGAAGGCCGCCAAAGCCGAAAAAGACAAGCUCGAGGAACCCUUCCAAUACUGCAUCUGGGAUGGCCGCAAGCAGAAGGUUGGAAACUUCCGCGUUGAACCUCCUUCUCUGUUCCGUGGACGUGGCGAGCAUCCAAAGACUGGCCGUGUCAAGACACGGGUGCAGCCCGAACAGAUCACCAUUAACAUUGGCAAGGAGGCUACGGUCCCCCCACCUCCUGAAGGCCACCGCUGGAAGGAGGUCAAACACGACCAGGAAGGCACAUGGCUUGCCAUGUGGCAAGAGAACAUCAAUGGCAACUAUAAGUACGUCAUGUUGGCUGCCAACUCUGAUGUCAAGGGCCAGAGCGACUUCAAGAAGUUUGAAAAGGCUCGUGAACUUAAGAAGCACAUUGAAAAGAUCAGAAAAGACUACCAGAAGAACCUGAAGCACGACAUGAUGGUGGAGCGCCAGAAGGCCACGGCAGUCUACCUCAUUGAUCAGUUCGCACUGCGUGCUGGUAAUGAGAAAGGCGAAGAUGAGGCCGAAACUGUCGGUUGUUGCUCAUUGAAGUACGAAAACGUCACACUGAAGCCUCCCAACACUGUCGUCUUUGAUUUCCUGGGUAAGGAUAGUAUUCGGUUUUACGAUGAGGUCAAAGUCGAUAUGCAGGUCUUCAAGAACUUGAAGAUCUUCAAGAAGGCACCCAAGAAGAACGGCGAUGAGAUCUUCGAUCGGCUCACGACUUCUGCGCUCAACAAGCAUCUUGCCAACUACAUGCCUGGACUGACCGCCAAGGUGUUCCGUACUUACAACGCCUCGUACACCAUGGGCUCCGUGCUCAAGGAGAUGAGUGGAGCUGGCGGUACCGUUGCCGAGAAGGUGAAGGCGUACAACGAUGCAAACCGCAAGGUUGCAAUUCUCUGUAACCACAAGCGUACUGUCACUGCUGGUCAUGCCAACGCCAUGGAGAAGAUGGGCGAGCGGAUCAAGGGACUUCGAUAUCAGAAGUGGCGCCUCAAGCAGAUGAUGCUCGACCUGGAUCCCACCUUGAAGAAGAAGAGGGGUGCUGCCUUCUUCGAGAUCGACGAAGAUCUUGAUCAAGAAUGGAUCAAUGAGCACCAGGCCUUCUUGAUUGAAGAGCAGCGGACCAAAAUUAACAAGAAGUUUGAGAAAGAUAACGAAAAGCGGGUCGCUGAUGGUGAAAAGGAGAUGAAGGCAUCCGAGCUCGAAGAACGUCUUAACGCCGUCAAAGAUAUGGAGAAGAAAUUCAAGAAGGAGAACAAGACCGGCAAGGUCGAAGCUGAGGCCCGAGGCGCGACUGUCGAGAAGCUUGACGCUCAAACUCAGAAGAUCGACCAGCGCGUUGAGACUAUGUCCGUCCAGGCCCAGGACAAGGAAGACAACAAGGAAGUUGCUCUGGGUACAUCCAAGAUUAACUAUAUUGAUCCCCGUCUUACCGUCGUCUUCAGCAAGAAGUUCGACGUCCCCAUUGAGAAGUUCUUCUCCAAGGCCCUGCGCGAAAAGUUCGAGUGGGCCAUCAAGUCUGUCGAAGAGGACUGGGAGUUCUAA